Molecule: messenger RNA, 2564 nt
Organism: Erpetoichthys calabaricus (reedfish)
Lineage: Eukaryota; Metazoa; Chordata; Cladistia; Polypteriformes; Polypteridae
Gene: zcchc7
Product: zinc finger, CCHC domain containing 7
Exons: 9
Coding region: 153-1760 (535 amino acids)
Molecular function (GO): nucleic acid binding; zinc ion binding
Source: RefSeq, a predicted model, not a curated record
GCGUAGAGACUUGGUCGGCCAUCUUUUGCUGGCUUGGAACACCGUGGUAAGCAGUUGGUCGGCCAAGUACAUCGGGCGUCACAGUUGUGUCUGAACUUGUGCUUACAUGAUGUUAGUAUAGGUAUAGCAAGCCUGUUACAAAACUGCUGAAAAUGUUUUCUGGUGGUGAAUCAGUGGAUGAGUAUGAAGAAGAGCUGUACUAUGAUCAAAAUGAUUCAAGUGAGUCAGAAGUAAACAGUGAGCUUGAGUUUCAUCUUUACAGCCAGGUGCACUAUGCUAUGACAUUAGAUGAUGCAGAUACAGAUGUGGAUCCAGCUACAGAUGUCAAACAAGCCCUUGACUUAAUCCAGUCUGACUCGUCUAAAGAAGAUGGGACAGUUAUCUUGAUUUCUGAUUCAGAGCCUAUUCUCAUAUCAGAUAGUGAGUACAACAAAACAAUAUCAGAUGACAGUGAUACAGAUAGCAUCUAUAAAACAAAGUGGAAAAAGGAAUUCAAUUCUGAAAAAAGUCAUUGUAAAAAGCAUUUAUGUGAUGAAGUGCCUGGUAGAACAUUAAGACUACCAAGUCAGAAAAAUGGUCAAAAAAAAAAGCGGAGUGAAGUAAGUGAGAAGAAGUCUAGACAGUCUCUGAAGCAUCAUUUUGCAGAUAGCGAAGAAUCUGAUGUGGAGAACUGGAUGAUUUUAGAUGGACGGAUGCACGCGGGAGACAGUAGCAUUCUGAUAAAUUUAGUAGGCAACUAUGAAGAAGCAGGAAAUGAUGAAAAUGACUGGACGAUCUGUAUGAAGGAUCGCGAGGCGGAGAUUGAAAAUCACAGAUGGAGAAGAAGCUUUAAUCGAUAUUAUACACCUGAUAAGAAGGUUGUUUGUCAAAACUGUAAUAAAAAUGGACAUCUUUCAAAAAACUGCCCAUCUAGUAAGAAGUCCCUUGCAUGUACUUUGUGUGCAGACAGAAGUCAUUUGCAACGUUCCUGCCCCCAUCGAUAUUGUACAAACUGUAGUAUGCCUGGGCAUACUUUUCAAAUGUGCAGAGAGAGAUACCUUUGGAACAUAAAGUGUCAUCGCUGUAAGAUGAAUGGGCACAUUGCAGAAGCUUGUCCAGAAUUAUGGAGACAGUAUCACCUCACGACAAAAGCUGGACCUCCACUAAAAUCAGAAGGUACUGUUCUGAAGAAAAGGCAAGCUUACUGUUACAACUGCUCCCGGUUAGGACAUUAUGGACAUGAUUGUAUCCAGAGAAGGAUGUUCAGCUACACAUCCAGCCCAUUUAUUAAUUACUAUGAUACAAUGAAAGACAUUCGCAGGCGGAACCAUCAGAUUCAAAAAAGAGCUGCAGAGCUCCAAAGAUCUGGUAUGUGGUAUAACGGAAAACCUCAGAAAAAGCAGUCUCACCAGGAAAAGAAAACCAUAUACCCACCAAAUAAGAAAAGAAAAAUGAUAAAAGAAGAACCGGCGAAGUUUAACUUUGAGAGAUUAAAAAACAAGAAAGCCAAGCAGUGUGAACUUAAGAAGACAGAGGAGACAGAGGACUUCCCGAGAGGCCCUAAAAAACCAAACUGUGUCGCUUCUGUCCAUUCAAAGAGGAGCUCAAGGAAGGCGGCCAAGCUCCUUAACAAGAUGCGUAAGCUCACUGAGCAAUCUAGCAAUCACAAUAAAAGAGAAAAACACAAAAAGAAAGAAGAAAAGAAGAAAAAGCAUGCAGAUGUCGAUGACGAUCUUUUUCUAAUAAAGCAAAAAAUCAAAAAGAAGAAAGGGAGCAGGUAGUUCUAAAUGGCCAAGAAGUGUGAGUCAGGAAGAGUGGCGCUUUACCAACAGGUUUGGAGGUCUGCAGCGUCCGUCUCUCUUACACUUCAUUAAUACGCUUUUUAAAUUGCCAGCAAUAAACCAUCUCACUUUGAAUUGUACCUUGACUGUGGAAAGAAGGAAAGAAUACGUCAGGCUGCUUGGGGAGUCGCAGGCACUCUGACAGGUGAAACUGUCGGGCUUAUCCAAUAAGAGCAUCUCUUAUUUUGAGCCCCAGAUAGUGGGGUUUAUGUAAAUCUAAAAUAAAUUAAUGAUGUUAGCAUCUUCUUCAUGACCUGUCUUAAUAAAAAGGCCGUAAUUUUAUCUUCACGCUAUCGCAGUGAAGCUAGUCUUAAAUUAAGACGGGUAAAAAAAAAAAAAAGUCUAAUUAAAUAGAAAGGUAAUCGCAUUUGAAAAGACGAAAUAUUUAUAUUGAUUAUCUGACUUCAUUUGUGUACAAUUAAUGGCUACGGUAUUGCUUGUCUAUUUGGUGGAUCAGAGACGGAAAAUGCGGGUGUGUCUGCUUUCGGAUGAAACAGCGCAGGACAGUGUAAGAGUUCGACACUCGUCUGUCCUUUCCUAAAAUGUUUCCUAGAUGCCCAUUUCCUUGUAGGACCCGAUUGCUUUUCUAAUUAUAAACGGACAUUAUUAUGCAGGAAAUAUCGCACCAAAUGUGUGACGCUCAUGCUUACAAGUAAGGUUUAAAAAAAAGCUAUAAUGAUGAGAAAAAGAAUAUUGUUUUAUUGCUACCUUUUUAAUAGCCAAAAAAUAAAUUUUGUUACCACU